Cebus imitator (Panamanian white-faced capuchin) is the source of this 1137-nucleotide messenger RNA. RefSeq names its product complement C8 gamma chain (gene C8G). The transcript is spliced from 8 exons. Gene Ontology annotation, biological process: complement activation. Gene Ontology annotation, cellular component: membrane attack complex. NCBI's taxonomy places the organism in Eukaryota, Metazoa, Chordata, Mammalia, Primates, Cebidae. Bases 386 to 1006 code for a protein of 206 amino acids. The record is from RefSeq and is a predicted model, not a curated record.
AAGUGUCUUCAUGGACCCCGUGACGUUGGCCGUGGAGCUAAGACCACUGGGUGAUGGUUUAAGGAAGAUAAUGUGCAAACGGCUAAGGACUGACUGUCAGUGGAAGUCAGGGGUGCAGGGGAAAGUGGAUAAACAGCCAGAGGUCACCUUGGACUUUGUACAUAGGACAUGAUGCCAGGGCCCUGCCGGGAAGUGCAGAUCGAAGCUGGGCUCACGAGAAGGUUGGGGGUGGGGUGUGGGGCUGGCCCAGGGCAGGGGUUGGAGAGGCAAGGGACAGACAUGGACUUUCUGGGCUGGGCUCCGUGACUGCACAGUAGACUCUGGCCUGGGACUUGGUGGUGCUGCCCUUGGCCUCCCACAGUCUUGCCACCCCGCCACCGCCACCAUGCUGCCCCCUGGGACUGCAAUCCUCUUGACUCUGCUCCUGGCCGCCGGCUCACUGGGCCAGAGGCCUCGGAGGCCUCCCCAGCGCCCAUCCCCCAUCAGCACCAUCCAGCCCAAGGCCAAUUUUGAUGCUCAGCAGUUUGCAGGCACCUGGCUCCUUGUGGCUGUGGGCUCCGCCUGCCGAUUCCUGCAGGAGCAGAACCACCGGGCUGAGGCCACCACACUGCAUGUGGCUCCCCAGGGUGCAGCCAUGGCUGUCAGCACCUUCCGAAAGCUGGAUGGGAUCUGCUGGCAGGUGCGCCAGCUCUACGGAAACACAAAGGUCCCUGGCCGCUUCCUGCUUCAAGCCCGAGGCGCCCGAGGGGCCGUGCACGUGGUUGUUGCUGAGACUGACUACCAGAGUUUCGCUGUUCUCUACCUGGAGCGGGCAGGGCAGCUGUCGGUGAAGCUGUACGCCCGCUCCCUCCCUGUGAGCGACUCCGUUCUGAGUGGGUUUGAGCAGCGGGUCCGGGAGGCCCACCUGACUGAGGACCAGAUCUUCUUUUUCCCCAACUAUGGCUUCUGCGAGGCUGCAGACCAGUUCCACGUCCUGGAUGCCUCAGGUCAAGAAGCAUGGGACUGAAGUGAUAUUGGAAAAGAGGUGACCCUAAGGCAAGAUGCUCUAAGCCCUCUGUCCCGCCCGCAUAAGGGCUGCUGCAGGGCGCCUCGGCUGUGCCACAGUGUCAGCGCUGGGAAAGCGCCCGCUGUUUAGCC